AACCCUAUUCUUCACGCGAAAGUGUCGACGGGUGCUAGUCAAGAGGGCGCACUAAAUGAUAUUGCAACUUUCGGCAUUGUCGCAUUUUGGUUCAAUUUUGGGCUGAAAGUUGAAACAAAUCACCAUUCCAAAUAUGUCCAGAGGUAGUAGUGCAGGGUUUGACCGCUUUAUUACAGUCUUCUCCCCUGAAGGGAGGUUGUAUCAAGUUGAAUAUGCCUUCAAAGCCAUCAGUCAAGGAGGGAUGACAUCAGUUGCUAUAAAGGGAGCUGAUAGUGCUGUAGUCGUAACCCAGAAGAAAGUCCCAGACAAGCUUCUAGAUGCAGAGACUGUCACCCACAUGUUCCCAAUCACAGAGCACAUUGGAUGCGUUAUGACCGGCCUCAUAGCUGACAGUCGGUCACAAGUAUUCCGAGCCCGCUACGAAGCAGCUAACUUCAGGUACAAGUUUGGCUAUGAAAUCCCUGUUGAGAUGCUAUGUAAACGGAUAGCUGACAUCUCCCAGGUGUACACACAGAAUGCACAGAUGAGACCACUCGGAUGCAGUAUGAUUUUGAUUGGUUGGGAUGAUGAGGUGGGUCCACAGGUGUUCAAGACAGACCCGGCCGGCUACUACUGCGGAUUCAAGGCCACCAGCGUAGGGGUCAAACAGACCGAGGCCAACAGCUUCCUGGAAAAGAAGAUCAAGAAGAAAUUGGACUGGACUUACGAUCAAACCAUAGAGACCGCCAUUAAAUGCCUGUCAUCCGUGUUAUCAGCCGAUUUCAAACCCUCUGAAAUUGAAGUCGCCGUGGUCAAUCAAGACAACAACAAGUUUAGGGUGCUGACAGAGACAGAAAUUGAUGUUCAUUUGACAGCGCUUGCUGAGAAGGACUGACGACAUUAUGUCUACCUUAGUUUGAUAAAAAAAAAUCUUCAAGUUCAUGCAGCACCACGCAUUCUGUGUCCACAACUGACUCGAUCCGGCUUGCUACCUUACUUGCUACCUUACUUUGAUAAAAACAAAUCUUCAAGGUCAUGCAGCACCACGCAUUCUGUGUUCACAACUGACUCGAUCCGGCUUGCGUUUUCCACAGCUACCCCGAAUGCUGUAGUCUCCAAACUUUUUCUGUUUCUUUUAAGGGUGGUGUCCAAACCCUAAAGGCUGAUUUGCAACAUUUGUAAUUUCACACUACAUGUAUCUGUGAGGAUAUGUUAGUAAGUGCAUUGCCGAAAUGGUUGUCUUAAAAAUCAGAUAAGUCCUUAUUUCAAGAAAUAUUUGAAGAGUCUAUUUGCAAAACGCAUUUGAAAAAGGUUAAUAAAAUUGUACAAGGUUAUGAA
This is a messenger RNA of Patiria miniata (bat star), 1317 nucleotides long. It is a transcript of the gene psma6, whose product is annotated as proteasome subunit alpha type-6-like. Lineage: Eukaryota; Metazoa; Echinodermata; Asteroidea; Valvatida; Asterinidae. The record is from RefSeq and is a predicted model, not a curated record. Gene Ontology annotation, biological process: ubiquitin-dependent protein catabolic process. The transcript has 7 exons. Gene Ontology annotation, cellular component: cytosol; proteasome core complex; proteasome core complex, alpha-subunit complex. The coding region runs from base 134 to 874 and encodes 246 amino acids.